GCAAGCGGAGGGCAGCUCCUCCGGAUGCAGGAAAGGGCGAUUUCUAUUUGCUGCUGCUGCUGCUGCUUGUGCGCUGUGAACUGGAGGAGCUAGCAGGGCGCUUGAGGGCCAAGGUCCACAUCAUUUUCAAUCUUGGAAUUGGCUCUGCUGGACCCAUUGGGCAAGGGAGACGAGCACACUCGGUCAUAAUAAAUUUGCAACUUGCAAUAUCUAGAGGAGUGUGCACGGUGUGCCAUCUUUCCUCCUCUCUCUGCUCACUCAGUUCUCCUUCCCUGCUUCGUUCGUUCGUCCUUUUCUGUUUCAUAGGCAGCCGACAAUGGCGAUGGCGCAAUUGAGAUCGAUGUUGCUCUUGUGCGCGUCGCUCGCUUCUCUUCUGAUCGGAUCCUCCGCGUCGUUGUCUCUGGUGCCUGCCUUCGUCUGGUCGAAUACCAGAAACGUUGAUGAUCGAUCAAUCACAUAUCAAACAUUCUCAUCCGAAAGUGUGGUCGAACAAAUUAUGAGUGAAUUUAGUUCCCCACUGCUGCAGGAGCAAGCCCCUCCCGUCGAUUUUGUUUUGGCUUUCAUUGGAAACAAGCUACGGUCAGUGGAGGUAUCUCGUGCUGUCUCCAGCCCAUCCGACUUGGUUCCGGUGAUUCAGGGCGCAGUCGCAAAUUCAAAAUCGUCAUUCGCAAUUCCAUAUGUGACACCACUGAAGAGGGAGAAUACUUUCGCAAAGCUCUUGGACUUGGCCUCAGCAGAUCUGAUGAGUGCAGAUAAAGAGUCAAACCUGGGAGAUGUUGUUGUUGCUGGUUCAUGUGCUAGUGAAACCACUGGAGCCAAGAAGUACGAAAGCUUGGAGGAGCUCGAGGCGUAUUUGACAUCGAAGAAAGAACAAGGAAGUGCUGGCAAGGCCGAUCUUAUAAUCGUUUGCAGCCAAGUUCAGUCAUCUUUCGAGUCAAAGCAGCCCUUGUCUGAAGGCGAGGUUAUGGGAGCAAUUUUGAAGACUCUGGAAGAUGCGAAAGCCAAGUAUGUUGCAUCGUACGUGACUGACCUUGUUGAAGAAAACGUAUUAGCUCUAUCAAAGAGACGUCAGCUUGGUACAAAAUUGCGUGUUUCCAACGAAACCUUCUGUGAUGGACUUUGCCAAACGAAGGCAACAAUGUUGGAGGGCCUCUUUGUGGCUAUCACUCUCUUAAUCAUUCUUAUCUCUGGUAUCUGCUGCAUGGCGGGUAUCACAACUCCAAACCGGUUUGAGACAGCCAAAGAUUCAUAGGAUAUGCAUACAAGUGUAUAUGAAAGAUAUGGCGACCAUCAUAGCUCGAGGUAAACAUCACGUAGAUGUUGGGGCAGUUGGUUAGAAGUCCAUCCAUCCGGAGGUAUGGGAUACAAAAAACAGGAGCUUAUGGACAUUCGAUCUUGAUGAUGGUGAAGUGUGAACAUGAUUAUCUUGGUUAUUUAGUGUAAAUUGUAUGUCGCAAAUGGGCCACCAGCUACGGGAUUUCUCUUGAAGAACGGGAGCCCCUUUUUUUGUAGAUGGUAGCUUAAAUUCUACCAUCGUAUGUAGUUCGUGUUAUUUGCAUGUAACGGACGAGAUCACUCUUUUUGAAGAUCCUGGGAUGACUCUUCACAACGACCUAAUAAAGUUGACACGAAAUAGUGCUCACAUAUGAUUGGA
Molecule: messenger RNA, 1654 nt
Organism: Marchantia polymorpha subsp. ruderalis
Lineage: Eukaryota; Viridiplantae; Streptophyta; Marchantiopsida; Marchantiales; Marchantiaceae
Source: the annotation of a GenBank genome assembly